Cylindrotheca closterium is the source of this 726-nucleotide messenger RNA. The record is from the annotation of a GenBank genome assembly. NCBI's taxonomy places the organism in Eukaryota, Bacillariophyta, Bacillariophyceae, Bacillariales, Bacillariaceae.
AUGAUCAUAAACCGGGGGAUAAGCCAUCGUCACUUUUCGACUGGAGACUAUAUUUUGGGUGAAUCAUCAUCAUCAUCAUCAUCAUCAUCAUCAUCAGCAGCAAACGAAGACGACGAAGGCAAAGAAGAUCGAAAGAUUCUGGAACAGUCUCUUGAUUGGCUUCGCCGGUCCGUGAUCGGGCUCAGUCUGUGCCCAUUUGCCGAGAAACCGCUGAUGCAACAGACGCUGUCCAUGGAGGUUGUACACGGCAGCGAACAGGUAGAAAUUUUGGCAAGCGUAUUGUCAGAGUGCCUUCGAAGGCAAAAACGAAAGGGGACCUCGUUGAUCAUUUGUCCAGACCUUUUUCCAGAAAAUUUUGUGGCAUUCCUAGAAAUAACCCAAAUGGUGGAAGGUCUUUUGGAUGAUUGGGACCUGGAUGGUGACCUACAAGUAGCCCAUUUCCAUCCAAAAUUCGAAUUCGAUGGAUCGGGCGAUGGUAUCGACAACUACACGAAUAGGUCUCCCUACCCUACAUUGCACAUCCUCCGUGAAGAAGAGGUAUCCGUCGCCGUCGAAUCCAUAUCGGGUGACGCAAGCAAAGUAUGGAAGCGCAACGUUCGAUUGCUGGAGACCUUGGAAGAGAAGAUAGGGCGACCAGCCACGGAACAAGUGGCUCGGGGAGAGUUUGUGGACCAGGAAAUACAAAAUCAAGUGGAAGCGAUCUUGAAGGGACUCAAGAAAAGCUAA